Penicillium argentinense is the source of this 1776-nucleotide messenger RNA. RefSeq lists its product as uncharacterized. NCBI's taxonomy places the organism in Eukaryota, Fungi, Ascomycota, Eurotiomycetes, Eurotiales, Aspergillaceae. The record is from RefSeq and is a predicted model, not a curated record. Gene Ontology annotation, biological process: proteolysis. The transcript has a single exon. Gene Ontology annotation, molecular function: serine-type exopeptidase activity; dipeptidyl-peptidase activity. The coding region runs from base 1 to 1776 and encodes 591 amino acids.
AUGCGAGGUGCAUUUUCUUUUCUUUCUACACUCGCCCUCCUGACCACGGCCAUUGGAGUCGAUGCCUCGCGUCUAUCCAAAAAGUCCUCCGGCUCCAUCAGCGCUUCCGUCCCGCGGUACAUCCGCAUGCCCAUCGACCAUUUCAAUAAAUCGGACCACCGCACCUUCCCUAACCGGUACUAUGUCAACGAUACAUACUAUGAACACGGAGGUCCUGUCUUCCUCUACGACGCGGGAGAGUCAGGACUUGACCCUGAAAGCGCGGCCUCCACAAUUGCCGAAACCUACGGCCAGUCCUCUGUUAUGCAACUGACGAGGAAAUACCACGGUAUCGCGAUUGCAUGGGAGCACAGGUACUUCGGUACAAGUCUUCCGUUCCCUCUUGCCAUGAACAACGGAUCAAUCACCGAUCCCUGGGGUUGCUACCAAGCUGGCGAUGACUGCACCCAUCAGCCGGUGAAUGCCCCCGACAGCUACGAAUACCUCACGAUCGACCAAGCCCUCGAAGACGCCGUCUACUUCGCCCACCACUUCCGCCUUUCUCACAUCGACUACCCUCUCACUGCUGAACAUACCCCAUGGAUCUUCAUCGGUGGCUCCUACCCCGGGUCCCGUGCUGCCUUCGUCCGUCAGCGUAACCCGAAGACUUUCUACGCCUCGUGGGCCUCAUCUGCUCCCGUUGAGAGCCGUCUGGAUGGAUCUGCCUACUACAAUACCAUCGAGCGGUCGAUAUCAGAGCCUUGUCGAAGCGACUGGAUCGCGGCCAUCAACCACGCCGAUGAUAUAAUGGACGGCAAGUACGGCAAGAAGGCCUUUGUGGAGCUACAGAAACUGCUCUACGUCGCCGAAGCAACUACGCAAGGUCUGAACUCUUCAUAUGACAUCUCGGAGGCUACCACCUAUCAGCGCAGUCGCCUCGCCAGCCUCUUGCAGGCUGGCUUUGGUGCUAGUGAGUCGACUGCUUUCCAGUACGAAGGACCUGCUGGAACUGUGGAUAUUGUCUGCCGUCAUAUGGAACGCUACGAUCCAUCUGCCAGAGCCUUCAACCACACCAACCGCGAGGAAAAGAUUCUGAGCAACCCUGGCACUGGAAAGCUCCACCCAGAUGGAAUUGCCGAAGUCUAUAGCCCGUCCGUUGCCCUGGAAGCCCUGAUCUAUGGAACCCGUCGCUAUCAGUAUGAGGUGUACCUAGCAAUGCUUAAACAAGAGAGCUCCAGCGCCGGCGCCGACGAUGGGACAACCAAGAAGGUUCAAGUCGACCCCAACGCGGAUACCCAGGCCUGGUAUUGGAUUGUCGCAACUGCGCUGGGUGAUUUCCAGGGCUCAAACCCUGCCAAUAUUUCCAUUGUUAGCCGGUACUCCAACUGGACCGCUGAGCGCACAACGGAGAUCGUUGACGGUCUCGAGUUCAACCCGAAGAUCUUCCACGGUGAGCCUGACGUCUCCAAAAUCAACAAGUACGGGGGCUGGAAGAUGAACCCAACCCAUGUCAUGUUCACCAAUGGUCAAUAUGACCCCUGGAGAGGAUUCUCUGUCGCCAGCCAGGAUACAAACUACGGGUCCCCUGAGCGCAAGAUUGUUCAAGAUGUGCCCAAGUGCCAUACUGCUCCUGAGGAGGGUACUGCGUUUGGCUGGGUGUACCCUGGUCAGGUUCAUGUUUCUGACUUUGAUGAUCAGAAGGGAAGCAUGAGUAAUAAGAGCUCGCCUAUGUAUCAGGGUGUUACUCUUUUCAGUAAGGCUUUGGAUGCUUGGUUACCUUGCUUUAACAAGGAGUGA